This is a messenger RNA of Rubroshorea leprosula, 514 nucleotides long. The record is from the annotation of a GenBank genome assembly. Lineage: Eukaryota; Viridiplantae; Streptophyta; Magnoliopsida; Malvales; Dipterocarpaceae.
AUCUAUCAAAAAGAAAGAAAAAAAUCAAGUGUAAAAUAAGAAAUUAAAAUAUAUUAUAGGCUUAAAUCCAAGAAAAAAAAAGCAAGCUUAAAGCUGGGCCAACUCACACAAGCCCCACAUUGUCAAUAUUAUCAGGCAACGCCCAAGAGAUGAGGAAACAAUAAUACUAAAAUGGAAAAAAAUCCGAAUCAAUUUAAAAUUUUCUGAAACCAAAUCGAUAAAGGGGAACCAAACUCCAUUGGUUUUUGAUGCAGAGCAAUUGAAAGUUAAAUUAUCAAAUAUGUUAUCAUUAAAUGUCAUCAGUACUUGAUAAUUCUCUCGUAGUGAAAGUGUUUCAGAGGGUAUACUUGUGGAAGGAGUCAAGAUGCUCGGGCAACGCAAUUAGAGAACCAUGAGUUAAAUGAUAAAAUGUUUCAAAAAUUGAAGUGAAGUUUAAUUUGAUUUGGAUUAGUUAGUUUACAAAUCUUCAUAAUUAAUAUUAGAGCUUUAAUUUUUAUAAAAUUAGAACUGAUAU